AUGUUCUCGUCGCAGCUGGGACGCGCCGCCCGUGUCGGCACCCAAUCAGCCAGCAUCUCUACAUCAUCCUGCGCCGUCGCCAACCGUGUAUCAUCAGCGGCUUGCCCGACUCUGCUUUCGCGCCAACGCCGACUCUCGUCAAGCAAGGCUUCAUGCCCGCCUAACGGUGACUCGAACCGCUCCCGCCAACCUGCCGCCGCAACCAAGCCCGAUCUGCCAUCCUCUCGUCCCGCAAAGUCGCGUUCUUCUGCCAGCCAAAAGUCCAACUCGGCCAGUCGCAAUGUCAAGGCCGCCAAGGAUGAGACUUUCGCCAACCUGCCCAGCGUGCCUUCGACUGAGCACAUCCUCCCUCAAGGUGUGUAUCUGGCAUUCAGACAAAGACCGAAGGUUCCCGCUGACACUCUCUUGCAGNAUCUCACCCUCUCAUCUUUCUUCAGUCUCCACCGUCCACUCAGUCUGGGCACAGCCAUCCCGCCCGCUGCCGACAUGACGGCCUUCAACACCAUCUUCGAGCCUAAGUCGAAGCAGCAANAGACGAACCAGGACGUCAUUUUCACCCUUUCCAACGCCAUCAACGGUAUCGAGAGCAAACAAAGAGACGCAGAUAUGGGCUGGGAAAUCAUUCAAGAGUCGUCAUCCAACUCAGACGUCAAGCACCUGGACGGUGUGCCACGCUCGAGGUCGCUGGAGGAUUUGGUUGCACAGUUGAAGCCUUUCACUGCUCCUCCGCCACCCGCUCCCGUCAACAUUGAGCAACAACAGCGCAAGGUCCGCGCCGCUCCCGCUCCCACCGUCAGCCAGAAACACUUCAAGACUACCAUCACCGUCACAGAAAACAAGCGUUCGGAUGGCGUUACUUUUUACACUGCCUCGGCCACCCCACCGGAGCCCGCUGCCAUCAAGGAGGCCCCUUCAUCCACCUCAACCACCCCCUUCAAGGACCGCCUGCGAAACCGCGAGCUGAACUUUAUGGAGAAAGAGCUCGAACAACAAAGAAGCGACAUCUCCAUCUUGGAAGGCGAGAACAGCAAGGGGGAGAUGCACGCCAUCUCGGUCAAGAGACAGCGCAAGCUGAAGAUGAAGAAGCACAAGUACAAGAAGCUGAUGAAGCGCACGAGAAACUUGAGACGCAGGUUGGAUAGAAACUAG
Molecule: messenger RNA, 1149 nt
Organism: Aureobasidium vineae
Lineage: Eukaryota; Fungi; Ascomycota; Dothideomycetes; Dothideales; Saccotheciaceae
Source: the annotation of a GenBank genome assembly